Molecule: messenger RNA, 2322 nt
Organism: Hirundo rustica (Barn swallow)
Lineage: Eukaryota; Metazoa; Chordata; Aves; Passeriformes; Hirundinidae
Exons: 7
Coding region: 1-963 (320 amino acids)
Source: RefSeq, a predicted model, not a curated record
AUGGGCCGGCUGCAGGGAAAGCUAACCAAAAGGCAGCAGCAGGUAGAGCAGCUGAGGCUGGAGCUGAAGAAGGAGCGGGAGAACGGGCAGGGCAAGCUGCAGGAAGCUCAGAGGAAGAUGAAGGCAAUGGAGAAGAGGCACAAAAAAGAAAUGGAAAGGAUGCGGCGCCUCAUGCAUCGGCACCCGCUGGCUAAACAAAUGCGGAUGGACGCGGGCUCUGCCGCUGCAGCAGCAUCCUUCGAAGAGGCCUCCUCUCCGCAGCCUGAAAACUCGAGCACAAACAGUUCGUCCCGCUCAAGCGAGGAGAGAGAGAAGCGGUGCCUGGAGCAGCUGAGGAGGGCUGUGAGCGUGGGAGAUCCAGAGAAGAAAUACACUGCGUGGCAACACAUUGGCAGUGGGGGUUUCGGGACCGUUUAUAAGGCCUUGGAUGCUGCCACAGGACGAGCGAUCCUGCCUUGCGUUAACAUAAAGCAAUCGGGUGAACGCAUGCUACGGCUUUUCCCCAUCUACCUACAGAGGGAGUGCAGAGUGAUGCGUCUCCUCAUGCUCAGAUGCCUCAUGGUACUCUGCAAGAGAUCCUCUAUGGCCAACACAAUAUGGGCCCUGACUGAAUGCCUCAUAGAGGUGCUGAAGGAUGAAGACAGGGAAGUGGUGUGGAUGACCCUCUCCCUGCUCAAUGGCAUGUUCCAGAACAGAGAUGUGCCAAUUGCCAGUUCUGUCGCUCUGCUGCUGGUUGAGGCACUCCAGCCACGCUUCAACAAUGUAAAGCUCUGUGCCACGCCCCACCCCACCCCCCCCGAAUGCUGCCAGGAACUGUUCUCUUGUGUAUUCUCAGUUCCAUGGCCAGGUAGGCCUGGAAUAGGCAGUGCUGAGGUUCUUGCUCUCUUCACUAGCAUGAGUGAGGUUCUUGCUCUCUUCACUAUCAUGUGCAGCUGUUCUCCCUUCACCUCUUUCAAGCAGUGAUGGAGUGGUAGGGGGAGAAGGAAAAAGGCCCCUGAAAGACUGCAUGCACCAGUGCCUGCUCCCAUUCUUUUACCACAUGUACAAUGAGAACAAGUUUGUGGCAGAGGUGAGGACACUGGUGUGCCCUGUGAAUAGGCUCAGCUGCCUUCUGCUCUAAAGCCUCAAAGACUGCAGCACUCCUGCCUCCUUUCUGGCCUUUGGCUGGUCCUAUGCCCUGGGAUGCCGGGCCAUCUCCCAGUCUUUGCUUUCUGCAGGCCUCUUGGGAAACCCUGCUUCAAGCAACGAUAUUCCUGAAGAAGUGGAAUCUUGAGCAGCUUCUGAAGAAAGAGGAGCAGUGGAGGUUUGGCGAGUGCCUGGUAAGGGUGGCUCAAAGCCCCAGACUGUGCCUGAACAAGCCCUCUGCCCUCCAUACCCAUUGUGAGGGGCUGGCAGCUGUGGCCCCUGCCUACUGCCCUCUGCCCUCCAUACCCAUUGUGAGGGGCUGGCAGCUGUGGCCCCUGCCUACUGCUGCACUCAUCACCAACAGACUGAUCCCUACACAUUACUCCUCUGUGGUGUGUGGCCCAGCAGGGUCUUCUCCAGACUCCUGUGCUUCCCCAAGCCAGGCUGUCAACAGAGCCCCAAACCAGCUGUGCUUUGGCAUCAGGACAGCAUUAACACUUCCUCUGGAAGACUCAGUUGAGACUUCCUCAUCUCUCUGCUUCCUCCAACCCAGCUUCUGGCUGGCCAUCACGGGUGUCUGUGCAGGGAUGUCAGUCCUGGAUGCAGGGGCCACACAUCCAAGGGCAAGAAUCAGUGCCAACCCUUCCCUUUGCCCCUUUGUUCUCUCUUCAGCUGGAAGAGGAGAGAGACAGAGCAAACGGGUACCUGCGCCAGAACCCACAGAAGUCCAUGUGAAAGGCAGCCAUCAGGCUCAUUGGUGAGCCAAAACCCUCAGUGUGGCAGUGUGUGUGUUUUGCUUUAUUCAUUUUACAUAAAUUUAUACAAUAUUUAUGUAAUGGUUUGUUCCAUGUACCCCCCUGUUUCUGUGAUGGUUCAUACUUGUUUACCACAAAGUGGUCUUUUGUUCGUUAUGUGUCAAUCAUCCCUUCCCCCUUAUGCCUACCUGUCAAUCCUCUCUCUCCCCUCUUGGGCGCCCUGUCUAUCACUCUAGGACCCUUCCCUGGCUUCUAGAAAGCUCCAGGGAGGGCAUCAAGUGAUAGGCUGGGGCCUGGGAAAUCCCCUACUGCCCUUCUGUGGUUGGUCCUCAGUUCUGAUGUUAACACCCCCAGUUACACCCCUGUUCAUCCCCAUUGGCUGACCGGUUGUCGCCACCCCUGAUCCCUCCCCACUUUAUAAACCAGUGCACAGCUGCUCUCG